AUGCGGCAGCGCUCGCUGGGGCAGAUCGGCCUGAACGGGCCCCAGCUGGCCCAGGCUGGGGAGUGGCGCUUCGCCGUGGGCCAGUGCCCGCAGAACGUCCAGUGGGAGCCACAUCCCCUGGCCUUCCAGAAGCCUCCCGCGGGGCACAGACCCUUCCCCGGGGAGCGGCAGUUCAUCUGCAGCGAGUGUGGGAAGAGCUUCAGCUGGUGGUCGGCCCUCACCAUCCACCAGCGCAUUCACACCGGGGAGCGGCCCCACCCGUGCCCUGAGUGCGGGCAGGGCUUCAGCCAGAAUCCCAACCUGAAACCCAGCCUGGUCCGGCACCAGCAGAACCACACGGGGGAGCGGCCCCACCGGUGUGGGGAGUGCGGGAAGGGCUUCGCCCAGAAACCCAACCUGGUCCGGCACCAGCAGAACCACACGGGGGAGCGGCCUCACCCGUGCCCUGAGUGCGGGAAGCGCUUCCGCCAGAAUCCCAGCCUGGUCCGGCACCAACAGAACCACACAGGGGAGCGGCCCCACUGGUGUGGGGAGUGCGGGAAGGGCUUCGCCAAGAAACCCAACCUGACACAGCACCAGCAGAACCACAUGGGGGAGCGGCCCCACCGGUGUGGGGAGUGCAGGAAGGGCUUCGCCCAGAAACCCAGCCUGGUCCGGCACCAGCAGAACCACACCGGGGAGCGGCCCCACCGGUGUGGGGAGUGCGGGAAAGGCUUUGCCCAAAAGCAGCACCUCCUGAAACACCAGAGUAUCCACGAAGGGGACAGAGGCCCCAGAGCGUGCAGGUUGUGA
This is a messenger RNA of Gopherus flavomarginatus (Mexican gopher tortoise), 792 nucleotides long. RefSeq names its product zinc finger protein 551-like. Lineage: Eukaryota; Metazoa; Chordata; Testudines; Testudinidae. The transcript is spliced from 3 exons. The coding region runs from base 1 to 792 and encodes 263 amino acids. The record is from RefSeq and is a predicted model, not a curated record.